Molecule: messenger RNA, 2316 nt
Organism: Aspergillus glaucus CBS 516.65
Lineage: Eukaryota; Fungi; Ascomycota; Eurotiomycetes; Eurotiales; Aspergillaceae
Exons: 7
Coding region: 1-2316 (771 amino acids)
Biological process (GO): pantothenate biosynthetic process
Molecular function (GO): 2-dehydropantoate 2-reductase activity; heme binding
Source: RefSeq, a predicted model, not a curated record
AUGUUGACCAGCGAGGAAGUCGAAAAGCAUAACAAUCGAGAAUCGUGUUGGAUUGCCAUUCACGGUUCCGUCUACGAUGUAACAGACUUCCUGGAUUCUCAUCCCGGAGGCCCAGAGGUCCUCCUACGAUGCGCCGGCAAAGAUGCCACCGACGACUUUGAUGCGGUUCACGAUAUCCAGCUAAUGGACCAGUCCCUACCUCCUUCUGCUUGUCUCGGGGGUAUUGACCCAGGUACACUAGCCAAAUCUACGGAUCAGGGGAGCAACGCAUCUCUCCCCGACGAAAAUACACCCCCUCCCCUAACCCACAUCAUCAACCUGCACGAUUUCGAAGAAGUUGCGAAACAGCAUCUCUCGCCUAAUGCCUGGGCAUACUACUCCUCCGGAGCCGAUGACGAAUAUAGCAAGCGAGAAAAUGCGCAGUCUUACCAGCAAGUCCUCCUGCGUCCGCGCAUCUUGCGCAACAUCCCCGCCGUUGAUACUACAACCACGAUCCUGGGACACCAUGUUUCUCUCCCGGUAUACAUAUCAGCUGUGGGACUUGCGAAACUGGCACAUCCUGAAGGUGAAUGCGCCCUUGCCAGGGCUGCAGGAAAAGAAGGACUGGCUCAGGUUCUAGCCAACGGGUCGAGUAUUCCCAUCGAGAAUGUGAGGGAGGCCCGAGUCAACGAUGACCAGCCUCUUUUCUGCCAAUUAUAUGUGAAUCGAGAUAUUAGUAGGUCUGAGGAACAUAUUCGACGGGCUGAAGAGGCCGGAGCGAGUGCUAUCUGGCUCACUGUUGACUCUCCGGUCGUUGGCAAGCGGGAGAUGGAUGAGAGGGUGAACUUGGCCGUUCAGGCCCGCGAUAAUCAAACGAGCGGUGCAGGCGUUGCCAAAACCAGAGCCAGCACUAUCUCUCCUUUCAUCGACUGGGACAUCCUAACCUGGAUUCGCAACCUUACAAAACUCCCGAUAGUAAUCAAAGGCAUCCAGACCGUCGAAGACGCGAUUAUGGCCUACGAAAACGGCGUACAAGGAAUCGUCCUCUCCAACCACGGAGGCAGAUCCCAAGACACUGCGCAACCGCCUCUUCUCACCCUGCUAGAAAUCCGGCGAUACGCGCCGUUCCUACUGCGGAGUCGCAUGCAGAUCUUCAUCGAUGGGGGGAUUCGCCGGGGGACGGACGUGCUCAAGGCGGUCGCGCUGGGUGCUACGGCUGUUGGACUUGGUCGGCCAUUUCUGUAUAGCUUGGCGUCGGGAUAUGGCGAGGAGGGAGUUCGACGGGCGGUUACUAUCUUGAGGCAAGAGAUCGAGGCCAAUAUGGUGUUUUUGGGCGUCACGAAUCUCUCCGAAUUGGGUGAGCAUUUGCUGAACACAGCACGAUUGGAGAGGGAUGUAGCUAGAUUUGUCAAGCUCAUUGGCUCUUUCUACGCCUUCAUCCUGCAGCGAAAUGCAAAUGUUCGGUUGACUGUGGUAGCUAGGUCGAAUUAUGAAGCAGUAAAGAACGAUGGCAUAUUCAUCGAUAGCGCCAACCAUGGGCAGCAUCGCUUUCAUCCAUACGCAGUGGUGAGAUCGCCAUCCGAGCUUACCGGACCAUUUGACUACAUCGUUCUCGCGCACAAAGCCAUCGACCAAGAGGCUGUUGCAUCGCAACUACAAUCCGUCAAAGCAUCGACACUAGUCAUCAUCCAGAAUGGCGUAGGCAAUGAGGAACCGUUUCGGAGAACCCAUUCGGAUAGUUCAAUUGUUACUUGUGUGACAUGGGUCGGCGCAACCCAAAUCCAACCCGGCCAGAUCAAGCACACCCAAUCUGAAGACCUCCAGAUCGGGCUAUAUCCCAAUAGCGCUGUCGACAGCAACCUCGAAGAAUCCCGCCUCUCAACGCUCGCCUCUCUCCUUGAAACAGGCCGCACGCGAUUCCAACUCCUCUCCCCGGCCGAUAUCCAGCGUCAACGCUGGGAAAAGCUCGUUUGGAAUGCAGCCUGGAACUCCACCACUGCAUUGACGAUGGUCGAUACGCAGACGUGGCUACAUUCUUCUCCUGAGGCUACGAUUUCCACGCGCAGAUUAAUGCGGGAGGUGAUCGAUGUCGGUCGUGCAUGCGGUGUGAAGCUGGAGUAUGAUUUGAUUGGCAAAUUGGUGGACAAGAUACUUGGUAUGCCUGGGAUUGGGAGUAGUAUGCAGACGGAUUGUAAAAACGGUCGGCCGUUGGAGAUUGAUGUUAUCCUGGGGGUGCCUGUGAAAAAGGCGAGAGAGUUGGGGAUGGAGACGCCGACGCUUGAGAUGAUUUAUGCAUUGGUCAAGGCUGUUGAUACACGACUACGCGCCAAUAUAUAG